AUGGCGGAAAAAAAGGGUGUUUGGGGGUUAUUUGAGUUUGAAAAGUACGACCAUCAUGAGUUCCCAGGUGUGGUUCCACGGACCUUCCUUGGGCCCUUGUUUUUGUCUGGUCUCAGCUCUCCUGUUGCUUUUCUGUUUCACCAAAUGAACGCCCCAAAGAUUUGUGCACAGUUGGCAGUACGUGUGUCUUUGGGAGUGUGUGUUAUUGGUGCACUUUGGUACAUGCAAAGAGAGGUGAGGAGGCAGUUUGGCUCCACAGUGGCCGGGCUCUUCUGUCUGACUUGUGCCUCCCAGUUCCAUUUCAUGUUUUACAGCACCAGGACCCUCCCCAAUAUCUUUGCACUACCUUUUGUUCUUGUAGCCUUCUCAUCUUGGAUGGCACAAAAAUACAACAGCUUUAUUCGCCUCUCUGCUUUUGUUAUAAUUGUUUUUCGCUGGCAUACUUUCCUUAGGUCUGACUGUUGCAGUUGA
Molecule: messenger RNA, 471 nt
Organism: Knipowitschia caucasica
Lineage: Eukaryota; Metazoa; Chordata; Actinopteri; Gobiiformes; Gobiidae
Source: the annotation of a GenBank genome assembly